This is a messenger RNA of Beta vulgaris subsp. vulgaris (sugar beet), 997 nucleotides long. Its product is annotated as peptidyl-prolyl cis-trans isomerase FKBP16-3, chloroplastic. Lineage: Eukaryota; Viridiplantae; Streptophyta; Magnoliopsida; Caryophyllales; Amaranthaceae. The transcript is spliced from 7 exons. The record is from RefSeq and is a predicted model, not a curated record. Bases 114 to 794 code for a protein of 226 amino acids. Gene Ontology annotation, molecular function: peptidyl-prolyl cis-trans isomerase activity.
ACUAACAAGGCUUUGGGUAAUUACGUCUUUCUCAACCUGAAGAGUCAAGACUAAAGAAGCAUUAUCCAAUUACAGAUACAACUACAAAGGAUUACCUUACAGAAGCUUGAACCAUGACAACAAUGGCUGCUUCCUCACUACUUUCACCUCUCGCUUUAAGUGUUUCAACGAAUCUUCAUAAUAAGGCGAAACAAAAUGCACAAAGGCUUAUUAUUCGAUGUUCAAAUAUGAGACAUGCUCCUGAAUUGUCAUAUAUUGAAGGCCCAAGAUUGAAUCUAUUUAAGCGCAGGAAUGUUAUGGGGCUGCUUCUUGGACUUUCUUGUCUCAGUAUAGACUCUCAAGAGACUAGUGCUGCAGGCUUGCCUCCAGAAGAAAAGCCUAGAAUAUGUGAUGAUGCAUGUGAGAAGGAGCUUGAAAAUGUACCCAUGGUGACCACUGAAUCUGGGUUGCAGUACAAAGACAUCAAGGUCGGUGAAGGUCCAAGUCCACCAAUUGGCUUUCAGGUUGCUGCAAACUAUGUUGCAAUGGUUCCUUCUGGACAGAUUUUUGACAGCUCACUUGAGAAGAAACAGCUUUACAUCUUUCGAGUUGGCUCUGGCCAGGUCAUUAAGGGACUUGAUGAAGGACUCCUUAGUAUGAAAGCUGGUGGUAAACGGCGACUUUACAUUCCAGGAUCGUUGGCAUUUCCAAAAGGGCUGACCUCAGCUCCAGGAAGGCCUCGUGUUGCCCCAAGUAGUCCCGUUGUCUUUGACGUGAGCUUGGAGUACAUACCAGGUCUGGAGAUAGACGAAUAAUAACUGCAUAGCUCAUGAACUCACCUACUUAUUCUUCCUGUUCUACCUAUUUCCGCACCUGGAAGUGGGGAGCCAACAGAGUUGAUAGCUCUUUUUUACUUCAAAUUAAUUAUUCCUCUUGUUACAUAUCCGCAAUUGUAUAAAUUCAGCUUAUUAUUGAAUUGGCUGUGCAUAUUUCCAUUAUAGAAUGUGAAUUCUUGUCA